CUUUUUCUGGAUCAAGAGUGUAGAAAAUGGCAAGUUUAGUUGAGAGGCUUCGGGUUCGAUCUGAUCGAAGGCCCAUUUACAAUAUAGACGAAUCGGACGACGAGGCUGACUUUUUUCCGAAUAAAUCUGAUUCCGUCUCUCGUCAGGAGAAAAUUGAGAGGCCUGAUGCGAGGGAUGGUUCAUGUCAAGCUUGUGGGAGGGAUGGCAAUAUAUUGAGCUGUGAAACAUGUACUUAUGCCUACCAUCCCAAGUGUUUACAACCACCAGUGAAAGCUCCUCUUUCUGGCAGCUGGAAGUGUCCUGAAUGUGUUAGCCCUCUGAAUGAUAUGGACAAAAUACUUGACUGCGAGACACGUUCCUGUGCUGCAGAUGAGAGUGAUGUAUCCAAGCCGGGCUCUGAGCAAUCCUUCAUGAAACAAUAUUUAGUGAAGUGGAAGGGACUGUCCUACCUCCACUGCACAUGGGUGUCAGAAAAAGAUUUUGUUAAGGCAUACAAGGACAAUCCUCGUUUAAGAAUGAAAGUAAACAAUUUCAACCGUCAAAUGGAUGUGGCGAACAACUCUGAGGAUGAAUAUGUUGGUCUGCGACCUGAAUGGACUACUGUUGAUCGGAUUCUUGCAUGCAGAAGGAUCAGGAAGAAGGGGGAACCAGCUGGAAGGAGGCAUAACCGAUUCUGUUACAAGCAAGUGGCUCCACAAGAGACUAUAUAUAGCAGUAGGAAGAGAAGCAAUAGGCAGGAUGGAACUGAUCGAAAGGAAAAUGGAGGAGUGGGAAGGGGAGAUGCAACGCCUUCUAGGAUUGGAAAAAUCAAUAGAACAAUUGACCCAGAGCAUGGCCAAAAUGUUGCAAUCGAUGGAAGAAACCAGAAGAGCAAUGACGGUACUCUCCAACCCAAAAAAUUAUCUGAACAGAAGGAAGGAGACGGGACCAGCAGUAGUUGUGAAAAGGCUAUGCAACAUAACAAACUAGAGAAGUCCAUGGAGAAUCAUUGUAUUGUGGAAAAAGGGAAGUGGCCAGGAAGAGUAGGGGAGGAGAGUUAUGGGAAAUCCACUGUUACCAUGCCCCAAAAUAGAGAAGAGGACGCUGGCGGCGGGUGUGAAAACUGGAAAUGCUCAUUUUCUGCGGGGAAAAUCUGGAUGGAUGGUUGUUCCGAAUAG
Molecule: messenger RNA, 1157 nt
Organism: Olea europaea var. sylvestris
Lineage: Eukaryota; Viridiplantae; Streptophyta; Magnoliopsida; Lamiales; Oleaceae
Product: CHD3-type chromatin-remodeling factor PICKLE-like
Exons: 6
Coding region: 27-1157 (376 amino acids)
Biological process (GO): negative regulation of transcription by RNA polymerase II; chromatin remodeling
Cellular component (GO): chromatin; nucleus
Molecular function (GO): histone binding; chromatin binding; ATP hydrolysis activity
Source: RefSeq, a predicted model, not a curated record